UCAGACCCGCGCGGUCACGUGGACAGGGCGGGCGCGCCCGAGUUGGCCAUGGAGGCCGCGGUGUCCAGUGUGGUGAGGCGGGUGGAAGAGCUCGGGGACCUGGCUCAGGCUCACAUACAGCACCUUAGCGAAGCCGCGGGGGAAGACGAUCACUUUUUAAUUCGGGCCUCUGCAGCGCUAGAAAAAUUGAAACUUUUAUGUGGAGAAGAGAAGGAAUGUUCAAAUCCAUCAAAUCUUUUGGAACUAUAUACACAGGCCAUAUUGGACAUGACAUAUUUUGAAGAGAAUAAGCUAGUAGAUGAGGAUUUUCCCGAGGACUGUUCUCCACAGAAAGUAAAAGAGCUGCUCACUUUUCUUUCAGAACCAGAAAUUUUAGCUAAAGAAAACAAUAUGCAUCCCAAACUGUGUGAUUUGCUUGGGGAUGAGCUACUGGAGUGCCUCUCUUGGAGACGAGGGGCCCUGCUUUAUAUGUAUUGUCAUUCUUUGACUAAGAGACGGGAGUGGCUCCUGAGAAAAUCUAAUUUGCUUCAAAAGUACCUUGUUGAUGGGAUCAAUUACUUGCUACAGAUGCUAAAUUAUCGAUGCCCUGUCCAGUUAAAUGAAGGCGUUUCUUUCCAAGACCUAGACACAGCUAAAUUACUGAGUACAGGAAUAUUUAGUGAUAUUCAUGUUCUGGCUAUGAUGUACAGUGGAGAAAUGUGCUACUGGGGAUUAAAGCAUUGCACAGAUCAACAGUCAGAAAAUUAUGAAGUUGAUACUAAUGUUUUCGGAGCAACCUGCACCACACACAAAGAACCCUUGGAUUUCCGAGAAGUAGGAGAAAAAAUUUUGAAGAAGUAUGUGUCGGUGUGUGAAGGACCUCUGAAAGAGCAAGAGUGGAACACCACAAAUGCAAAGCAAAUCCUAAGCUUCUUUCAGCAGCGCUGUAGCUAGGUGCUCAUCUAGGUCUCAGCUGGAAGGAUGCAAAGAUUGCUGAAGUGGAAAAGAAGGCUUCAACAAAGGAGAUGUACUACACUGAUCUUGAGACUGUUACACUACAUAAAGAUGCCCAAUGUGGCUACGCUUCUCUAAUGCUAUCUCACCUUCCCCUGUGUGCUCUUAGGUCUGUGAAAAAAGUAUUGUCUAAUUUCUAAAAUGGCAUAUAUGCCAUUCUAACUGAACUUGAACUACAUAUAAACCUGCCACUGGUAAGGAGGAACGCAAUGUAGAUGGACAGGUGUUUUCUAAUAUUUUAGGUUAUAUUUUUUAUUGUACUAAAAUAUAUGUUACACAAAAUCUCCUUAUUUUGAAGUAUGUAUACUUCAAAGGUGAAAUUCAGUUUUUCUCCUUGUUUCAAAUAUAUAGUAUAGAUAUAAAUGUAAGCAAUUAGAAUAUUAUGACUAAUAUUUAGAUUUCAUUUCCAGUAAUCUAAACAACAAAGGAUUUUUUAAAAAAUGAAACUUAUUUAUUUUGCCAUGCAUUACUUAUGAUACUUAGAUUAUUUACUUACUCAUUUUAUAAAUUAUUUUAUUUUGUUUAAAACAAAACUGCAUGGACUCUCCAGUAAUGGAGUAAAAGUCAGUGUAGAUGACCCUACCAUUAGUUUAGUGCUUUUAGGGCACAUCUUUGCCCUAAUGAACUUUAUAUCUUUUGCCUUUCAAUAGGACUGAAAUGCUGAAGGCCAAAGAGCCUAGUUUGCUGUUUUGCUCACUGUUUUUCUGCCUACCUCAAAUCCUGUUGUCAUCUUGCUAUGGUCUGUUUGAUACCUUCCAGUGCACUAGACUUCUGUCCCAGUGACAUCUUCACAUUCCAGUCAUUUCUGUAAUUGAAUCUAAGCAUGAGCCACACUCAGUUUCUCUUUCUAAAGUCUUACAUUUUAGUAACUGAUGACAAUUCUCUUUUCAGCUUUUAAAAUUUCCUUGUUUUUGUUGAUUUUUUUUUCCUGUUUUAUUUCUACAGCUGUCAAUCAUUUCACGGGCUUUUCUCCACUGCUCUAACCCCUGAACAGCGAACCUCUUUCAUGUUUUUUUUUGCCCCCCAACUUCAUGGAACAUCGCAUGAAACCUCCCUCGUUUCCUCUCCCAUUUUAUCUGUUAGCAUCAUCGUUGGCAGGCUCUAAACACUGUAUUAAUCUUGUCGGCCAGUCAUGCUUAGAAGACUAAGACUUAUGGAAGGCAUGCAGUCCUUCAAAGCAUAUUGCUACACAUGUGACUUCACUUACAACCCUAACUGCAAGCUACUAAGGUGCCUCUUUUUCCCACUGUGGUAGAGUCAAAAGUUCAUUAGUCACUUCUACCCUUGUCUUCCACAGGAAGUUUAGAUUAUGAGGGAAUUAACUCAUAUUUAUGCAUUUUUCUGUUUUAAAGGAGAAGAGGUUGCCUACUUUCUGUUGAAGACUGAUCUUUGUUAUUUCUUUUGUUUCUCCUGUAGUUUCUCAUUUUCUGUCUGUCCAUGAAAAUUUCGUUCCCUUCUUUUUCUUUUUAUUCUAAAUACUCAUGUUAAGCAGUACUUCUCACAGCCAUCAUGACUUAUGCCAUGUAUAAUGACAGGCUGAUUUCUGUGCCAGGAACUGGAACGAGAGAGUCUCCUUACUCUCUGAAUUUUAUUUUUAGCUGACUAUUAAAUGUCUUCCCUUUGACAAAUACUGACUGCAUGGCCAUUUUAAGUUCAAUAUGAGCAAAUAACAAAUUUUCAUCUCUUAAGGAAAUCUCUGCUUCAUUUCCCUCCAAUUUUGUAUGUUUUCCCAAAUAGGCAAAUAGAAGGCUUACUUCCCAUCCUUAUUUUUAUGUACUCUUAUUUGUGUUCUAGACCAACAUUUUUCAGACAUGAAAAUCCCAGGCCCCUUUUUGAUAAACAAAGUUUUGAAUAAGCAGUGGAAGCCAAGGGAGAUUCCGCAAUCCCUGCCACAACUCUUGGCCUGUCUUUAUGCAACCAAGAUUUUUAUAUAACCUAGCAUCUUAGCAAGUUUUAUUAGGAAAAAUGUGAGUUUUAGAGGCAUAGAUUUCUUUCGUGGAUCAUAAUCAAUGAAUCAAGUGCUUCCACUACCUUUCCCAAAUACACUUAUAUUUUCCAACCUUAGUUCCGUUGUAGACAUCAUUAUUGCUGGGCUGGUCUUUGUGGCCAGAUAAAUAAUUUACUUGUAUGCUGUACCUUUAGUCAUACUGUGUCUAAAGGCUUUUUUCAGCCCUUUCUGGAGAAAUUAGAUGUUCCUUUAUUUUCUCUCUUCCUUUCCCAUGUCACCACAGUACAAUGUGUUGUAAUUAUUUUUCUUACUACAGAAUGAACUCCAUAUCUUAAAAUUUUAUCUUUGCACACACUAUUCAUUGCAUGGUAGGUAGUAAUGUCUUUUGAAUUAAUGAGGCAUGAUUUGAAAUGCCAACUUUGCACAAAAGGGUUGCUGCUAUUGCAUUCCAAACUGCCAUGCCCUCUAUACCAGUGGUUGAUACAGCAAAAGGGAGUAUGUCUUCCUGAGGAGUCAAGUGUUACUUGGACACUAAACUGAGAAAAUAAGACUUUGUCUUCAGAAGCUGAGAACUUCCGUUUUUGCCUUUAUGACAUUUGUAAGCUCACUGGUCGGUACAAUUAUGAGGGUAUUUCUGGGUGCUUUUUGUACAAUUUACUACCCUACCCCAAACAAUUGGAGAACAAUUUGUAGACCAUAAUAGUUGUAGUACUUUCUACUGUGGUGUUAUAAAUGGAAAAUACUUUUGGUAUUAAUCUUGAUGAGUAAAUUGUUUUAUUUAUAAUGAAGUAACCUCAAAAUAACAGAUACUCCACAUAAGAACAGUUAUAAGCCUAUAAUAGAUCCUUUCAACAACUAAUGUGUGCCUACAACAUGCCAUAUUUUGUCCUAGGCACUGAGGAUAUAGCUUUGUAAACACCCUCCUGUUACGGCUUUUAGUGGAGGAAUGUACAGUAUGCCAAGUGAAAACACUAAUAAUGUACUUAGCAGGGUGUAAGGGACUACUGUGAAUUGGAGAUGGUGCUAUUGUAUUUAGAGUGGUUAGAAAGGUUCAUCUAAGCACUGUCUUCAAUUUCCAUCCUGUUGUUUCUGAUGCCUUGUGUUUUCAGCACACUCAAAGAUUUUCCUAAGGAAGUCACUUAAAACCUUCUCCUUUUGUUUGAAUUUAAUGGCUUUCUCAUCAGUGGUAUUUUUAAUACAUACUGCCUAAAGGCCUUGGGAUCUUUUAUUCAUUUCAGGUGGUUUUCUGUCCACCCUCCAGUUCCCUUUUCUAUCUUCUAAAAGGUUAUUACAUCUCCCCACAGAAACCAAAACUCUGUAAUGUCUUCAGUAUUACUUCCCUAUAUAUUUUAAACACAAUAUGAGGUAGCAUUGUAUGGAAACAUUACAUUAAGAGGUACUUAAUAUAGACACAACCUAUGUAUUAUAUCAUGCUGGUGUUUAGUAGCUUUUACUUUCCUGCUUCUAGUGAAAAUUUAUCUUCAGUUUGAAUUCUCUGCUGUUCGUUAAAAGGAAAAUUUUACAGGAUUUUCAACAACCUUUAAACAUUUAUCAUUCUUUAUGCAGUAUGAAUUUUCAUAUGUGGAGGAGAUUUUUAAGACUUGAUUUAAGAGUCUGUCUCUUGCUAUGUUUAUAGGCUGUCUGGCUGCUGUGCAUUAUUUCAUGUUAAGGCACAUAUCAUGGCAUCCCCUUAUCCUUUGCUUGCAGAGGAGAGAAGUGAAAGUCAUGACUAAGAGGCCACCAUAAAAGAUCCAUUCCCAGCUUCACAGGCUUGUGCUCAGUAUUGUGAUGUUCAUUAAAGUAUGAACUGUGUCUUAAGGUGUUUUCCAGUUAUCUUCGUGACAUUUUAAAAACCCACCGCUACUAACUUGGUCUACUUGUAGAUUGCUUGCUUUCUUGGGCACUUUUAUAACUCCAUAAGGAUACUUCAUCUGCCACAGAAUCCAGAAUUCCAUAGUUCUCUAGUAUUACUUACUAGUAUUAAAUUCAUUUAAUAUAAAAUGAAAAAUAUUAUGGAAGUAUUAUAUCCACAUAAGCUUAAGAUAGCCAGAAUUAAAAGUAUUCAUUAUGUACUAUGCCGGUGUUUAGUAGUUUUGUUUUUGCAACUUUAGUGACAUUUUCCAGAUACAGUGUUUUGGAACAUAUAAUUAAUAAAAUGACAUUCCCCUA
Molecule: messenger RNA, 5110 nt
Organism: Mastomys coucha (southern multimammate mouse)
Lineage: Eukaryota; Metazoa; Chordata; Mammalia; Rodentia; Muridae
Gene: Rimoc1
Product: chromosome unknown C5orf51 homolog
Exons: 6
Coding region: 49-933 (294 amino acids)
Biological process (GO): mitophagy
Source: RefSeq, a predicted model, not a curated record